This is a messenger RNA of Brassica oleracea var. oleracea, 850 nucleotides long. RefSeq lists its product as uncharacterized. The record is from RefSeq and is a predicted model, not a curated record. NCBI's taxonomy places the organism in Eukaryota, Viridiplantae, Streptophyta, Magnoliopsida, Brassicales, Brassicaceae. The transcript has a single exon. Bases 16 to 693 code for a protein of 225 amino acids.
UCUUAACCAAAAAAAAUGAACAAAAACACACGGAUCGAUAUCCCCUCUUCGUCUUCACCAUCCUUAGCUUCCGCAGACGGUGAGCUCCACGAAGACGACAUCUUCGCAAUCGACAUAACUCACGCGCCUCGUCCUUCUCCGACGCAGCAACAACACCCACCUGCUCGUCACCUUCAAAGAAGCAAAAGCAGUUUGAAAAACGUGGAAGCUUCCGGUAUCCUCGCUGCUCUCCCCGAGCCUUCAGGAGGAAACAGUUACCUCAACCACGUCUUUCACCACAAACCCGCCUCUGUUCUCUCCACUUCAGUCUCCUCCACAGCUUCUUCCUCGUCUUCUUCAGGGGGCGGUGCUUCCGCUCGAACCAUCCCCGCCGCUCCUAAACCGCCUCAAGAACGGCUUCCGUUUACGUCUUCUUUUAUGAACGGAGGAAAGUUUCCUCAGUCGGCUCCGGUUAAAGUUCCGUCGGCGAUGAUGAAUCGUCAUAAGAAGGAGUUUAAGUUGACUGAUGUGGUGGAUGUUGAUGAUGAUGAGGAAGGGGAGAUGCUUCCGCCUCACGAGAUGGUAGCUCGUUCUUUGGCUCAGUCUUCGUUGCUGUCUUGCUCGGUGCUUGAAGGAGCAGGAAGAACACUUAAAGGGAGAGAUCUCCGGCAGGUAAGGAAUGCUGUUUUCAGAAGAACCGGUUUUAUUGAUUGAAUUUCUCAUUUUUUCAUUCUUUGAUUUGUUGUCCCCAAUUGAACCGGUUUUAUUUGGUUUACAGAAACAUUCCAAUGUAUUGUUCAUAUAUGUUGUCUACAUUACACGAUUUGUUGUUUACUUCAUAUUAAUCAGAUUGAUGUGAUUGUUUGCUUCA